GAUCCUAACCGCCACAUGACAACAAGAAGUUUGAGUUUCAGGUCUGUAAAGUUAUCGAUUUUAAACAAAAUCUAAUUUUUGUGUGUCUGUGUGUGUGUGUGAUGGCCUAAAUACUUAGUGGUAUAUCUUAAAAAAACAUUAUUUAUUGAAGUAACCAUUUUGGAUGAAAUCAUAAAACUAAAACAAUGAUUUUAAACACAUUACACCAAAAUCAUGAUAGUCGUUAUUAAACGAGAAUAAAAAUAGUUACGACGUAAGGCAGAUGUCAUAAAAUUACGUGAUCACUCAACAUAGCUAGCUGUUUAAAACAUAAAAGUGACCUCUUAGCGUUUCAUUUGUAUAUAGAUAGUAUCACCAAUUAGUUAAGCGGUGUGAAUGUAUAUGAUAUUAUUUGCUGCUGAAGAUGACAUGGUGUCCGCCCCCAAUUGACUUUCAGAACUUAAAAUACCAAAAUUUGUAAUGAGAUUAAUCAAAUGAUAAUAAAGCUGGUGAACUUUGAACAGUGACGUGCCCUUUUAAACAAUCACCCCUUAACGGUGGAUUUAAAACAGCGCAAUUUAAAACAACAACUAAGAAUUUCCUUUGAAGUGUGCCGUGUGGGGUCCAAUAUCUCCUUACUAUUUUUAAGUUAAAAUAAAACAUAGUACUUUACUUUAUUGUGUUCAACACUUAUGCACAUAAACGCCAUUGAGGAGAUAUAAUUUCCUCUCUUGCGCAUUCCUUACAUUCAUUUAUAUACAAUUUUUGAGACACAUUUCAGAAAGAGGAGCUGAAGAACUCUCCGGCCCCGUUGCAAGUUUGUAGAACACUCAUCUCAUUCUUUUAAGAAUAUUUUAUUUCUUAUUGUGCUUGAAAACCAUUGUCAAAAUUUUCUUUUUCUUCAGGAUUCUUCCGAGCAGCUCACCUCUUCCUUGACACGUUAUAGUCGUGGGAGGAACGAACCCUAACGUCAGGCAUGAAUUGAUUGGUUUGUCCCACAACAGGCACAUGGGGCUGAAUUAUUUCGAUAACAAAAUAAAAAUUUUAAAUGUGAUUUUACAAUAAACUAUCAGAAAAAGGAGAUGCGUUAUUGGAGUUUUACCAAUUUUUUUCAAAGAAUUAAAAACAGCCACAGAAAAAUCCCCAGUCAAAGUCUUCGGCUCAAAGGUCAGAGAUGGUACAACCAAAGAGACUACACGAGUUUGGCAAAGACGCCUUUCGACAAAAAGCAACUGGUCAGGAGUGGGCACUUCAACCGCUUUUCCGGGAGUGCUUCAAAUCAACGGAAGAAAACAAAGGGCUGUAACAAGUGAGUGUCUGAUGCUGAACAAAACACCAACUAUUGCUGUACCUAAUGUAUAUGUUUACCAAAAAAAAAAUUAACUUCAAUGUUACUAAAUCGAUUCUUUAUUUUUUUACGUCGAUAGAUAUCAGACUUUUGUAGCAUUAAGUAAGUUGUCACCAACACUGUGAACCGGCUAAUAGUAGAUGGGUCAUUUAGGAAACGCGAUAAUAAUUUUACGUAAUAAUGUGGCCCCAAGAAAAAAAGAGUACAUUGCCUUUUCUAACCACGAAUAUUUAAAUAAAAACACUAAAUGGCUGUUUCAUCCUGUAGAGUCACCUUAUGCCACAAUACCUGAUACUACUCUUUGAAUAUUACCCUUUUGGGUAAUAAUUAUAAUUAUAUACUAAGCUUUCUUUAUUUUUCUAGCUUGCGUGGUUGGAUCAAGGAAUACCCAGGAACAUGAGAUCUUAUAAAACUUUUCUUGAGUGAAGCAAAUGGCUGAGAUACUUCAUCUCGUAAUUUAAUUAUUACCAUCAUUUUAAUUUUGAUUCAAUUUUCUUCAUUAAGGGUCCCUGGCAGAGCAACCGUUUGUCAUGUUACGAAAAGUUUUACAGAAUCUCAAGAAAAAAACGAAAAUGAUAUCCGAAUGAAAUCUGAGAAGCCAAUAAACAAACUGAAUCGAACUGUCGCAAAAUUAAACCCAUUGACUUUUGUACGCAGGGAAAUAAAAACUCAAGAAGACAAAAAAAAUAAUGAUCUUUUAAGAACACAAAGACCAGAUGUCGAACAGAUGAAAUCAAGACUAAGAGUUAUGUCUGCUGAGACAGACGAUUGCAGAUUAGUGAAUGAAAUAAAAGCGUCAAUCGAGGCAGUAAAAACAGAAAUUAAUAGCAGAGAGGUAGACGUUGAAAAGUCCAGGGACGCAUUUGACAAAAGUAGCGAAUUAACAAACAGUUCAUCAAAUCCUAGAAAGCCUGAAGAUCUCAUGGAAGAGUUGUGUAAUCAAAGACAUUUUAAAGUCAAACCGACCGUCAUAAAUGUCUACAACGCAGUGGGCAACACCGAGGUAGAUCAUCCCGAGAGUGUUGAAGGUAUUCCUUGGAAUUUGUUCAGAGAAGAAAAAUUUCGCCUUCGUAGUUUUGUGCAGUAUCCAUUGACAGCUGCUAAAUCUGCCAUGCUCCUGGCUGAAGAUGGGUUUGUUUACACUGGGAAGGGCGAGGAAAGAGAUGACGCAGUCACUUGUUACUUUUGUUGUCUACAGAAACUCGGCUGGCAAACUAGGGACAUCGUUUCUGACAUUCACAGAGAAAUGUCUCCGAAUUGUUCAAUGCUGACCAAAAUCAACUGUGAUAAUGUUCCUAUAAGGUCUUCUCAAAAUUACGGCCAAAACUUUGAUACUCUGUUGAACCAGUUAAACUCAACCUGUAGCAAUGAAUCGGGUCAACAUACACUGAAGACCAAUGCAGACACACAUGGAAAUGUUAGCCGAAGUUCUGGGGACAUUGAUGCGGAUUGUGAGAAUGACACCCGCCAACGUGAUUCAAUUUUCAACCAGCCCACACCAACAAGAGGAAACCCAUCGGAAAAUGGUGAGUUAAAUUCAAAAGAAAUCAGGAGGGGAACCGUCAUCCCAAACACAUCUACUUUUCAACAUACAGUAACUACACAGGGAUCAACAGCAACAACAGCAGCAACAACACCAGAAACAACAACAGAAACAACAACAGCAACAUCUCGAAAAAUGCAAACGAACUCUCCAAAUUUAGCAGUCCAAACGACAAGAUCUUCAGCUUCCGGGGCCCGAAAUGUGGCGUCUGUACCCUCGUCUCCACAAAUAACUCUGCCCCAUGUAUCAACAGAACCAAGGAAUACUGGAGCCAAUAAUGUUUCGAAUAGUUCAACAAAUACCGGACAGCCAUCAUUGACACCUGCAGGACAACCAAGUGUAGAAGUCGCCGGCGCAACAUCAGCCAGCUCCAACAGCACCACCGUUUCACAAACAACCGCAAACAAUGGUGAGAAGAAGAAUGGUAAAGGGCCGACAUACGCUGAACUGGGAAUCAUCACUGAGAGACCGAAAAGACCAGAAUAUGCUGUCAAAGAAACGAGACUGAAGACAUUUGAAAAUUGGCCGCCAAGCCAUCAUUUGAAACCCGAAGACCUUGCUGAUGCUGGAUUCUAUUUCGCGGGUGAGCGAAAAAAUUGAUUAAAAACAUAAAUUAUUACAGAAGUUUCACUUUGUUAUUUUUUUUUUCAAAUUCAAGGAGGACUCCCCAAUUAAGCAUAUCAGUUUUGAUGAAUGUCCUGUUUCAUGUAAACAUAGAUGCGUGAUUACGAUAUAUACACUAAGUAUUCUGUGCAGAAUACAAAAAAGAUGAUUAUGAAGAGGAGAAAAAACCCAUAAAUAGUACACAUGCUAUCUUAUGUUAUCUUUUGCCUGUAAAUCAAGUUUUGCAACAACGAAAAAUCGUAAAUAAAAUGCUAUUUAAUUGAACAAAUUUUCAGCUUCAUAAGCAUAAAACAAUUUAUUUUGCUGCCGUUAAAACAUUAUAUCAAUGUGACUAAUCAAACAAAACUAUGGAAGGGAAUCGUUGAACAAGGCGUGUAGAGGCUUGAAUGGAAAGAAAAAGUUCAACAAAAAGAAAUAGAAAUGCAUGAAAAACUCAAGUGUCAGUAGUUAGCUGUGUUGUAUAAAUAUAUUUUUCUACAACACAGCCAACUACUGUCACUUAAGUUUUUUCAAGCAUUUCAAUUUCUUUGUUGUCUUUUGUUUUGUCUUGUGCGAUGAGAAGGCUUUUAGUCGAAACUUUCCAUUCUUAUGAUCCCGUUCUUUCACUUCAAGCGUCAACACACCUUGUUUUUACGAUGUGCUUCGCACAACUUGAACGCAGACAUUCAUUUAUUACCCUAUAAAGUAUGGAAAUUCGAGGAUACAAAAUAAAUGAGAGAGAAAGUCUGUUGAAAAUGUUGUUAAUUGAUGACAUGUCUUCUUAUUUACCAAGGUUACGGCGACUGCGCCAGAUGUUUCUACUGUGGCGGUGGUCUGAGAAACUGGGAGGACGAAGAUGACGUGUGGGUGGAGCACGCCAGAUGGUUUCCUAAAUGUGCCUACAUCCGUCAGCAGAUGGGACAAGUUUUCGUGGACACGGUUCAGGAACUGAACAAAACUUUAGAUGUGGUGAGACCUAAAAAAAUAUUCUAUAUUUAUCUUUAAAAAUGUGUUUGUUAAGGUUUUAUAUAUUUUUUUCCAUACGCUUAAUUUUGUUUCAAAUAUUUUAAUUAAUUAUAUCGUUAUUUAUUUUAAAAAAAAACAAUGAAGACACUCAUCAAUGUGGUUGGGGGGGGGGGGGUCAUUAAAAUAGGCAUUAAGGCAUUUUCAAUGUUGAGCAUGAAAAGUUUAGACAUCUUAAAAUGUUUGACAUCAUAAUCCUUUUUUCCCCCUCUCAGAUUUCGUUUGCCACGGUCAAAGAGAGGUGCAAGGCUCCAGCAACAGCUUCGUCAUUGGGUUUGUCAAUUUAUAAUAAUAAUUAAUUUAAAAAAAAGACAUUUAGUUUCAUAUCCUCUUGAUGGUUAAAAAAAAAUGUUGUUUGAAUUGAACGGCUUUGUGCAGUAAAUGUACUCCACAAUUUGAAAUACAUAUUUGAUAACACAGUUGAUUACAAAUGAUUUUUUUUUAAAUAUAAUAAGAAGGGUUGCAAUAUAAAUAUUUAUUUUAUUUAUUAGCCGUGUCAAUAGAUUUGUUCAAGAAUUUAAGUAAAACAAAAACCAUUUCAGAUGCUAAAUUGGAACCACUGAAGAGAGACCCCGCUGUGUUGACAGUUGUAGAUUUCGGCUAUUCUCUCACUGAUGUCUUGCAAGUUGCCAAAAUAAUCAAGGGAAAAGGUGAAAUUGUAUUAUUUGCGAUGAUUCAGCUUAGGCUGCGACUAUUUGUACCCGGGUACAAGAAGUGAGAGGUUGGGAUUAAAGAACUAAUUAGAAUAUUAUUGUUGGGUUUGUAAGACAAAAUGAGGUGUCAAAUGAAAGAUAAUUGAAUGGACGAUAUGUUUGUAAACUUACUUUUUCAACUAAAAUAAACUAGAACAAAUGGCAUCCGAAGAGCUUGUGUCUAAUGUCUAAUGGUACCCGGGUGCGAAUGGCGGCGCUGCGUGUCUGGGUCCAUUUUGACUAUUUGGAUGUCAUUUUUGGUAGUUUAUUUGAUUUCAUUUUAAUUCUUUGAAUUAAUGUGUUGACGAUCAUCAUCAUCAUCUUUUGUCUACGGGCUUACAUUUCAGAUGUCAUUCUAUCCUCCGACGUGUUGUUGACUAAACUACAAGAGCUGGAGAAACCAAGAGUCUCCAAGACGCCAUCUACACCCAUGUUAGGGGCCACGUCGUCAACGCUCACUCAGGAUCAAGGUACAUUGAUCCUCUUCUUCUUCUAUAUCUUCAAAGUAUUGAUCACUCUGGAUCCUAUGUAUGUAAAAGAAGUUUGCGAUGUUUCUGUGCAUGGUUUUGAGAAAGAUGCAUCACUAUUUGAAAAAAAAUCUAAAUAUAUUGUCAUGGACAUAAUUAAAUUAAAUACAAAAUCUUAUAGAUUAUAACAAAUUUCGCAUCACGAGAAAAUGUAUGUUAUUAUUUUGGAAAGAGAAAUUGCUGAAAAAAUAUUCCGCUUAGAGAACUUUAUAAAAUCCAAAUAGCAGCAAUAUUAUUGAUAUGUUAACUAUCUGGGGCAGACUUUUGAUCAGACUGCGAUCAAACGGUUAAAGACGCCAAUAUGAAAAAAAUAAGUUUAGUAGAAAUCUGAUUAAGGUAAUCCAUUGAUAUGUGUUUUAUAUUCCCAGAAAGGCUUUGUAGUCAUUAGUGAUCAUAAUAAUUUUAAAUUGUAUUACUGUUAAGAGAAAUAAUUGGAUCGGUUUUUCGUAUGUAAACAACUUUAUGCAAAAAGGCAUUUGAAUAACCAUCAGGUAAAGUUAUAUUGUAUUUAGAAUCUUUAAACAACGAGAUCUCCAUCUUAUAAUGUCUGGUCUCCCAACAGAGGCCAUCAGACAGAUAAAAGAGAAGAACAACCAGCUCCGCCAGCAGACCGUCUGCAAGAUUUGUAUGGACAAGGAGGUGGCCGUCGUGUUCCUGCCCUGUGGUCAUCUGGUGUCCUGUGCCGAGUGCGCAUCUGCCAUGAAGGACUGUCCUGUCUGUAGGGUCACCGUCAAAGGAAUCGUGAGGGCGUUCAUAUAAGAUGAAAAUCGAUGAAAAGGAAUUUUAGAAAGAAAAAAAACCCAGUGUAUUAUGUUGAUUAUAUUUUUAACAGGAGCCAGAAAUGUCCGCUGUGUUUUUAAAGUCGUUGAGCACCAAACAUAAUUUUAAAGACUUAAGGAAAUAACAUAACUAUAUCUAUAUCAUAUAUAU
Lymnaea stagnalis (great pond snail) is the source of this 6645-nucleotide messenger RNA. Lineage: Eukaryota; Metazoa; Mollusca; Gastropoda; Lymnaeidae. The record is from the annotation of a GenBank genome assembly.